Molecule: messenger RNA, 1845 nt
Organism: Trypanosoma brucei brucei TREU927
Lineage: Eukaryota; Euglenozoa; Kinetoplastea; Trypanosomatida; Trypanosomatidae
Exons: 1
Coding region: 1-1845 (614 amino acids)
Source: RefSeq, a predicted model, not a curated record
AUGGGGUUUAGCGACGGAGCCGUUGUCAAACUGCUACACGAAAUCGUAGGCGAUCAAAGUGUUCCCCAAGUGGAACAAUUCCCAAGUUUUGGUGGCCUUCGAAAGCAUGAUUUCCCCACUCCAUUGGUUUUCGUGUUCUGUGGUGAGAGUUGGCCGACUUCUUUACAAUCCUGUUCCUUACAAGAAAUGGGAAGUUGCUCUUUCUCCAUGGCGCCAGACGACUCACUCACAUCACUGCAGCUUGAGCCGCUUUCGAUUAUUGAUGAGGAGGGAUCUGCAUCCGGUGACUGCGGUUCGCGAGGGGCUCUGAUGACUCGGUUCCAACUGGUGGGCACAGUGUUUGUCAUAGAACGUUAUCAACUCUUUUCCACGAAAGACUCGGCAUCUAAAUCAUUUUCAGAAGAAUGCAACGAGGUGACUAGGUCGACUGUCAUUGUCCGCGUUACGAUUGAUGCAAGCAGAUCUCUUGGUGACCAGAAGGUUGUGGCUCGCCCAGUGGUGCUCUCGGAGGAUGAGGGAUUGCACCAUGCGUUUUUUAACACCCUCAAACCAGUGGUUCGGUUGAACAUGUCGAAUUGUGAUGAAGCUUCCGACAGUAGCGCCACAUUUGGUAGUUCACCGAGCGAUGCGGAGAGUGGUCAGGGCCUUUCAGGAUCACAAAGUAGUGGAGACAGCAACAGUGACUGGACUAAUGGCCUAUCCUAUGGAAAUUGUGCUGCGGAGCCCACGCCACUUCACCCGAAUCCAGUUGAUUCGCACCCGGCGCCUGGCACUGUUCAUGGUGAUGCCGUGGACAAGGCCUGUGAACCGUCCAUUUUUCCAAGUGCAUCACUUCCUACUGGUUUCGAUCUCCGCCGCGCAACAAUUUACAGCAUGCUUGAUCAAGAAGCGUACCAGAACAUUGAUGUGUACAGGGGUUGGAAUAAUUUAACCGAUGAGUGGAGUGACGUGAGCCGCCCCGCUGUUGUUAACCUCAUCGACGUUAUCGUCACCUGUUUGAAGUGUUCACGCGCUGCCGCACAUGCUGCUAUCUCGUACUUAGACGCCUACGUGGCCGGCGUGGACAACCUGCCGAGGGGGCGGACUUUCUUCAGCGGCAUUGUUCAUGCCUGCGCUGUUUUGGGUUGCAAACAGGUGGAUCAUUUCUUUUCUCCAACCAAGCAGUUUAUGGAGUACCUUCGUUCCUCUUGCCGGAUUACUGGGAAGGACUUUGUUCGCUUUGAGCUUGAGGUGCUGGUAAAACUGGACUUCCGCCUGCAGCAGCUUACAUCUUUGGAGAUUGUUGAAACCCUCCUGCACCUCUGUGGUGGCGCUGCUAUCGAGGAGGCACUGGAGGCACGGUGCCGACGGCGGGAACUGGCUCGUUGGGACAAAGCUGCUGCGUGGGAUGCAGAGAGCACAACAAAGGUUGACUGUGAGGGCACUUUACGGGGCUUGGACCAAUGGUUGAAGCUUUGUGACUGUGCUCGCCUCCUUAACGACGUUGUUGUGCGUGAGACAAGGUCGACGAUGCUCCGUCCCGUCGUUUUAGGCGUUGCAAUCGUGGUGGUUGCGGCAAGGUGGGUCGCGUACCGCCUUCCACAACCACUGCUUGAAUUAGUCCCCACGAGGUUCGCAAGCGCAGCGUGGGCUGAUGAGGGGCCAGUGUUGGACGAAAUGAGCUUCCAGCUUCUGGUCACCUUUGCCGAACGCGCGAGGUUGCGUGACGACGAUCAAGCCCAUUGUGGCAUCGGUGAGGAAUUGAUUACAGGCCUUGAGUUUGUCGAAGAGUGCCUUCGGUUUUGUGACGGAGGGACUCUGGACGAGGUUCUUCGCCAGCGGUAUCGUCACACAUUAAAAUCAUAG